Messenger RNA from Ostertagia ostertagi, 480 nucleotides. Lineage: Eukaryota; Metazoa; Nematoda; Chromadorea; Rhabditida; Trichostrongylidae. The record is from the annotation of a GenBank genome assembly.
AUGAGUAACAAUUCUGGAGUGUUGGCUAGUGCUGGUGAGAAAGCCCAGGAAUUAACUAACAAAACCACCGAUAUGGUAUACGGUGCCGGCGCUGCAGUAAAGGAUACCCUGGCGUCUGGAUACGGGAAGGUCGCAGAUACCAUGUCAGCCGGCUAUGAAAAGGUUGCUGGUGCCUCACAGGAAGCCGCUGAUAACGCUGGAGAGAAAGUCGACGAGGGCAAACGGGCUGCAAAGAACAAUUACGAGUCUGCAAAGGAUAAGGCUCACGACGGUAAAGAGGCUGCAAAGGAUAAGGCCUGCGAGGGUAAAGAGUCCGCGAAAGGUAUGCUCCAUGAGGGCAAAGAGGCGGCAAAGGAUAAGGCUGAGGCUGCAAAGGAUAAGCUCCACGAGGGCAAGGAAGCGGCAAAAGAUAAGGCUAACGACGCCCGAGACUAUAUGGGCAAGAAGAUGCACGAGGGCGCCGAAGCCAUGCAAUCCUAA